AUCAUUGGAAAGUCGUUUGCUUUUAAUCACAAUUUAUAAGGAAUUUUAUCGAUUAACGAAAUAUCCGAAGGUUUUAAAGGUGGAUCGAUAUGGCGUAGAUAAUCGUAGAAGAGAAAGAGGAAUGGACGGAGAAGGGGGAGGAAGAUGAGGAGGGUAAAGAGGUUGAAUCCGGCACGCGAACGACUCGAAAAGGAUCCCCUAGCAACCUCUAUCGGCAAGAACGCCGGAGGGAUCUCUACGCCAAUGGGGCAUCUGGUGUUGCCUCGUAGCACAUGCCAUGCAUCUGCUCCAUCAAGGUACUUUUGUUGUCUUCGACGUUCGUACGGCGAAAAUAAGCCGAAGGCAACGUGGCCACCGUUACCAAGUGAAUCUACGCGAUGUCUGUUAAAUCCCUAGCGUACCCUCCUCUCCGUAUACUCUCUCUCCUCUCUUCCACCCCUUAUAUACCGCCUUCUCUCUGAAAGAUUUAAAAUCGUUUAAAAUCCUUCGUUGAUCCCUGUUGAUGAUCAUAUACAUACCUUUUUUUAAUACGUUUAGGUUCUGUAGAAUCUAAAAAACAGAAAAAAGGAACAAUGCCUAUACGAAGAUUCAAUCGUUAAAUUGAACUUUACAGCUUCGAAGAGUCUUCGAAGAGGCAGGCAGAUCGUGGGACAUAUCCUGUCUGUUGGUCGAUCAACGAGAACGUUUUUUUGACUAGCAACAUUCUCGAAGGUCUCCUUUUUUAAUGCGCCGGAGCUCUUCAACGAAGUUUCAAGAGAGUAAGAAGGGCCAGGGGGAGUGGACGGGUGGUUGACCGACACAGAGGGGAGCGAACAGCUGUCUUGGUCGAAUCGUCAGGUGGUAUACCGCCGACGCGUCGUCAGCUGCGGGGGUGAGAAUACGAAAAAAGGGUUGAGAAUAGUUGGUUAGAAUCCAAGUAUUACUCGAUAUCGAAUACCGGCCGUUUGGUCGAUUGGAAAAUCAACGUUCUUCUCAAAGAACUCUCUUUGAGAAUUCUAGCUAUUCUUUCUUCUUUUCUUCCAUUAUUUCGAAGAAAUCAAAGAAAAAAAGAUAUGAACAAAUAAAUACCUUGGGUUAUAUAUAGUCGCAUAAUUUAACACGUGAAAAUAGUAAAAUUAACGAUAUAAAAUCGUUAGUAUAGACAGGAGUUUAGGAGCAAGAGAGAAAAGGUGUACGGCACGAGCGCUUUCCUAAUCUACGAUCUGUUCCUUUCUUCCGGGCAGCUGUUGAUGUUUUUCAAAAAUAAAAGGACCUUUUCCAUUCUUCUUCUUUCAUCAGUUUCAAGGGUGUACCACCUUUCAGCCUUUCAAAACUUUAACAGGCUUUGGUCAUUUUCUUUACUUUCUUUUUCUUUAUCGAUCAUUAUUCGUUCUAAAUGUAUUAUUAUUGCUAUCUAAGCAUUUAUUUUGUUUCUUUUUCUUUUUUAUUUGAUUAUUUCUUACAAUAUACUGAUCCUUCUUUUUAUCUACUUCUCUCUCUCUCUCUCUCUCUCUCUCUCUCUCUCUCUCUCUCUCCUAUUUUGAUCCAUUUUUGUAGAUUUUUGGCAAAAGAACGAAAGGUGGGCCGAUCUCCACCGUACGGUUAGUAGAAUCCUGGCAGAUGUAUACUUCCGGCAGCUGUAAGAGCCACGUUGUCGUGUGCCUUUAUGGUGCACGCGCCCUCGACCGUCUACCAUAUAACGAGACGGCACACCGCGAUCGGACAUUAAAAAUGAGCACAGCUGACGAAUUCUCUAAGAUGAUACCAGAAAUCGAGGGUGCUCAAUACAUUCCCAUGCCAAUGACGAUACCUCCUUCUCCAUCGACGACCGCAUCGACACCGUCGACGAUGGAAAUGGCGUCGGGCCCAAUCGAUUACAGCUUGCCCAAAAGAUUAGAUCAGGAUGAUCGAUCUCCCAUAAAAGCUUGGAGCAGGUUGGAAUGGCUCUUAUCGGCAUUCAAGGCCAAUGGACAAAAGUGCAACAUGCAAACCGCUCUCGAAGCUACCUUUCGCGGUGACGAUCUUUUUUAUACGAGUCAAAGUCGAUCUCAAGGAUAUUCCCGAUUUCCUUCAUCCACGUCAUCUUCCAUAUCCUCUUCCAUGUCCUCCUUAUCGUCGAUCCCGUCAUCUUCGUCGUUUAUUAAGUCAUCCAAAUCAUCGAGAUCGGCCAAAUCAAAUCAUUCAUCCUCUUAUUAUCAACCAUCAUUUUCCUCGCAAUCGGUAUUCUCACCGCAACGAACAUUCCCAUCCUCGCGAUCAUCAUUCUCGUCAUUACCGUCAUUCUCGUCACAUUCAUCAUCCUCGAACGAAUCAUCAUCCUCUUCUGACCAAUCAGUUUUAAUGUAUUAUCGACGAAAAAAGGAACGCAAUUGUUCUUACAACAACAUGAACGAUACGAAAGAUAGAAAAGGCUAGCAAAAAUUUUGUUAAUAUAUGUAGCUAUUGCCGAAAGAAAUAUUGCGACGUGACUGUAUUAUGUUCAUCUAUUACGAAAUCCAAAGAUUGUAUUAAUUAAUAGUUGUAAAGAUCUUUACGAGGAAUACUCGUGAUUAAUGGGUGAAAUCGAUAGAAAAUAAAUUGAUGCGUCCGACAAAAUCGAAGAUUUAUCUAAUAUUUACAAUUGGCAGACAAAUUGAUAAUAGUAGUUAAUGGUAUAUUUGAAUGUUUUAUCCAUUUGUCGGAUGCAUCGUUUACUUCGUUGUAUUUAUACCAAAUUUUGCUAUACUAGUCAGUAAACUAAGCAAUGAGAUUGAGUUCCGUAGGAUAUAGAUAAACAUUAUUUAGAUAAUUACUUUAUAUCGUUAAGUUAAAAUUAUAUAAAAGACCGUGCAUGUUUGUUUAACCUUGAAGGAUAAAUGUCUCAAGGGAAAUACUCGUAAAAAGAUAUAGGAUAGAUCUGAAAUAGAUAUGUUAAAUUAUAUUGAAUGUCGACGAAAUGUCACGCUGGCAUUUAGAUAAAUUUAAUAAAAGGAUUGUGUUCUCUUUAAGUUUAAGACGCAAAAUAAUUUGUAAUAUAUUCGUUUAAAAGCGAAACAAUGGCUGACCCGCGUUACGUGUACGAUUUAAUUCAUGUAUUUAUGUAUGUUAUAUGUGAUUUUGGAAUCGUGGACCAAAUAUAAUAUAAAUCUAUAAAAACAAAAAAUAUGAGGUUGAGUGUAAAUGUAUAUUUUUUUUUCUAUUUCCCUUUAUAUAUAUAUAUAUAUAUAUAU
Molecule: messenger RNA, 3188 nt
Organism: Vespula pensylvanica (western yellowjacket)
Lineage: Eukaryota; Metazoa; Arthropoda; Insecta; Hymenoptera; Vespidae
Exons: 2
Coding region: 1600-2394 (264 amino acids)
Source: RefSeq, a predicted model, not a curated record